CUGCUCAAAUGAUGGACAUUGCAUUAAUUUGGAUGGAGAUUUCUCCUGUGUUUGUCAGAAUGGAUUUUACGGAAAACGAUGUGAACAAGAAUCUUGCGAUAUGCAUGCCUGUUACAACAAUGGUACAUGUUUUUCAUUUGGAGUGACUGCAGUAUGUGCCUGUACAGCAGGUUUUGCAGGAGAAAAUUGUUCACAAGAUGUAGACGAAUGCAACUACUCCCCAUGUCCUCAAAACACAGUAUGCAAUAAUACCUUUGGUGGUUAUGAGUGUGUGUUGUGUGCUUCGCCAGGCAACUGUACCACAGACUAUAGUACAUGUAACGAGUUGCCUUGCCAAAAUGAAGGUCUUUGUAUCGCUGAAAAUUCCCCAUAUUCCUGUCUGUGUAAAAAUGGUUGGACAGGAAAGAUGUGCGAAACAGCGAUUGAUGGUUGUAGUAAUGUAACAUGCCACAAUAGCGGUGUCUGCGUCUCCAAAUUUGGGAAGAUUUACUGUGCGUGUCCUCGAGGAUAUCGUGGUGAAUCCUGUGAACUAGAUGUUGACGAGUGCGGCUUAUCUCCAUGUUGGAACAAUGGAACAUGCAUCAACGUUCCAGGGGAGUUUCAUUGUAACUGUUCCGAAAGUUUUGAAGGAGAUCAAUGUGAAAAUGGUCAAAACGCUUGUUCUUUCAAGCCAUGUUUGAAUGGCAAUUGCACUCUAGUCCCAGGAUCUUUUGUUUGCCAAUGUGAAACUGGAUGGACAGGACCAAGUUGUGAUCAAGAUAUGGAUGAAUGCGAACAGAAUAUAUGUGGAUUGAAUGGAACUUGUUCAAAUACUAAUGGUUCAUAUAUCUGUUAUUGUGAUGAUGGAGUAACUGGACGAAAUUGUAAUCAAGAUUUUGAUGAAUGUGAAAACGACCCAUGCCAACAUGGAGGUUAUUGUAUAAACUUGGUCGGAGGGUAUGAAUGUGUUUGUGCUUCUGGGUACAACGGAACGGAUUGUGAACUGGAUAUUGAUGAAUGUUUAGAGGAGACUUGCGAUAAUGGAGGGAGUUGUAUUAAUGUACCUGGUGCAUUCUUUUGUUCAUGUGGAGCAGGCUGGAAAGGAAAUAGAUGCCAAACAGAUAUAAAUGAGUGCGUUGAUAGUGGAUGUGCUAACAAUGGAACAUGUAUCAACACUAAUGGCUCUUUUGAAUGCCAUUGCUCUAAUUACUUCAAGGGAGAAUAUUGUGAAGAAGAUGUAAAUGAAUGUGUUGAGAAUCCAGGAAUCUGUCUAAACGGAGGAAGAUGUGAGAAUUUAUGUGGACUUUAUAAAUGCCAUUGUCCAGAGGGUCACCAGGGGACCCACUGUGACGGAGAUAUUGAUGAAUGUAUAGAAUUCCGGCCCUGUAAGAAUGGAGGGAGCUGUACAAACACAAAGGGAUCAUUUUAUUGUAAUUGUACAUCUAACUGGACAGGAGCUGUAUGUACUGAGGAUGUAGACGAAUGUCGUCAACAUCCAGAAAACCCUGUAUGUAACAAUGGUGAUUGUUACAAUUUUGAUGGCGGGUUUAGCUGUGUUUGCCAAACAGGGUACACUGGACCACGCUGUGAUACAGAUAUCAAUGAGUGCCUGCUUGAUCCGUGCAAAAACAAUGGCUCUUGUGUUAAUAUCCCAGGCUCGUUUUAUUGUAAUUGUUCGAAUGAUUGGGAUGGACCGCUAUGUGAGAUUGAUCUUUGUAAAACAAACGCCACAAAGUUAGUCUUCAUGGUAGACUCUUCCUAUAGUUCUUCGUGGAAAACGUUCAGAAAACAGUUGCAGUACAUUACGGACGUUGUUUCACGAAUCACCAUUUCUGAAAGUAAAUUUUUAGUAGCGGUGAUCUCAUAUGGAACAGAGGCGAGGGUAGACAUUAAUUUCAACUCUUACGAAAACAAAACGGAACUUCUUAGUUUGAUUCAAAACAUCACUUUUGUCAACGGAACAACUAACAUACCAUCGGCCUGUAUCGAGGUCAAAAGGAUACUACAAUUAACACCCAAUGAUUUUCAGUUUGUAUUUCUCUUCACCGAUGGCAUGCCUACAAGUCUGAGUGCUGCAGUAGGUUCCAUUGUCGAUUUGAGAGGUUUCUUGAAAUUAUCAAAUGAGUGGAAUGACGUUUUCUUGGUGGCAUUUGGUGAUGACGUCAGACAUGAGGGAUUUAGGCAGUUGUCCGGGGAUCACCGAUUCGGUGAUGUGUAUCCCAGCAUUAAUAUGGAACCGCUGCAUCAAGUCUUCAAGAAAACGGUAAACAUACGAUGUUCAGCGUGUAAGGUAAGACGGGAUAGUGAUAUAGUGUUUGCUCUCGACACAUCAACCAUACAGUCACAGACUACUUUCAAAGCAAGUCUGGGUAUCUUCGUACAACUUAUGCAAUCCAUGGAUGAAUUUGUUUUCUUAGGAUCUGAGUACGUGCAAAUAGGUACCGUUCACUACUCCGAUACCGCAUUAUCAUUUUUGCCGUUGAAUUUUACGACCGAUUUAGAUACAUUUGCAAGUACUUUUCAAGCCUCAAAACAAGACAACCAUAACAGCUCGUCAGAUCUAGCAAAUGCUCUUCGAUUCAUUUGGCAAGAAAUGUUCUCGGACAGACAGGGGGCUAGAUACAGCGCUUUGAAGUACGUUGUUUUCGUCAAUAAUGGAUUCGAUAUUAAUAUGACAGAGACUUAUAAUUUAGUAGAAGAAAUGACAAAGGAUGGAAUUGCCUUAAUCUCCAUAGGCGUAGGGAAGAAUUACCUGGACGGGCAGGUGUUAAAUACAGCUUCUAGUCCUUUCCAUGCUUAUUUUUCGGAACAGGAUCAAUCAACAAAUCAGUGGACUUUGCAGGAUACCGAGUUCGAAUUCAUCAAAAGACUAAUUAACAGUAGGCUGGAAUGCACAAACAGGGUGAAUGCUUAAAAUACUAUUCUAAAAUUCUUAUUGCCAGAAUUUUUGUGCUUGGCAAAAUGUCUAUCGAGACAUCCAUCUUAGAGCCAGUGACGCGGACAUUGAUUUGAAUUAUAUUAAUAAUAUUUUAACUCGAUAAUAUAAAUUUAUUUAUUAUAU
Messenger RNA from Saccostrea cuccullata (small rock oyster), 3040 nucleotides. Its product is annotated as fibropellin-1-like. The transcript has 17 exons. Bases 101 to 2893 code for a protein of 930 amino acids. Lineage: Eukaryota; Metazoa; Mollusca; Bivalvia; Ostreida; Ostreidae. Gene Ontology annotation, molecular function: calcium ion binding. The record is from RefSeq and is a predicted model, not a curated record.